CUUCCAGCUUCUUUAGAGGAAAAACAUCACUUUCCAGCAUCUUCAGAGGAAAUAAGACAUCACCUUCCAGCUUCUUUAGAGGAAAAACAUCACUUUCCAGCAUCUUCAGAGGAAAUAAGACAUCACCUUCCAGCUUCUUUAGAGGAAAAACAUCACUUUCCAGCAUCUUCAGAGGAAAUAAGACAUCACCUUCCAGCUUCUUUAGAGGAAAAACAUCACUUUCCAGCAUCUUCAGAGGAAAUAAGACAUCACCUUCCAGCUUCUUUAGAGGAAAAACAUCACCUUCCAGCAUCUUCAGAGGAAAUAAGACAUCACCUUCCAGCUUCUUUAGAGGAAAAACAUCACCUUCCAGCAUCUUCAGAGGAAAUAAGACAUCACCUUCCAGCUUCUUUAGAGGAAAAACAUCACCUUCCAGCAUCUUUUGAGGAAAGAAGAUAUCACCCUUCAACAUCUCAAGAUGAAAGAAGAUAUCACCCUUCAACAUUUCAAGAUGAAAGAAGAUUUCAGCCUUCAACAUCUGAAGAUGAAAGAAGAUUUCAGUCUUCGUCAUCUCAGGAUGAAAGAAGAUUUCAGUCUUCGCCAUCUAAGGAUGAAAGAAGAUUUCACUCUACGCCAUCUAAGGAUGAAAGAUUUCACUCUACGCCAUCUAAGGAUGAAAGAAGAUUUCAGUCUUCGCCAUCUAAGGAUGAAAGAAGAUUUCACUCUACGCCAUCUAAGGAUGAAAGAAGAUUUCAGUCUGCGCCAUCUAAGGAUGAAAGAAGAUUUCAGUCUUCGCCAUCUAAGGAUGAAAGAAGAUUUCAGUCUUCGCCAUCUAAGGAUGAAAGAAGAUUUCAGUCUUCGCCAUCUAAGGGUGAAAGAAGAUUUCAGUCUUCGCCAUCUAAGGAUGAAAGAAGAUUUCAGUCUUCGCCAUCUAAGGAUGAAAGAAGAUUUCAGUCUUCGCCAUCUAAGGAUGAAAGAAGAUUUCAGUCUUCGCCAUCUAAGGAUGAAAGAAGAUUUCAGUCUUCGCCAUCUAAGGAUGAAAGAAGAUUUCGGUCUUCGCCAUCUAAGGAUGAAAGAAGAUUUCGGCCUUCGCCAUCUAAGGAUGAAAGAAGAUUUCGUCCUUCGCCAUCUAAGGAUGAAAGAAGAUUUCGUCCUUCGCCAUCUAAGGAUGAAAGAAGAUUUCAGCCUUCGCCAUCUCAGGAUGAAAGAAGAUUUCGGCCUUCGCCAUCUAAGGAUGAAAGAAGAUUUCAGCCUUCGCCAUCUCAGGAUGAAAGAAGAUUUCAGCCUUCGCCAUCCCAGGAUGAAAGAAAUAAGCCUUCAAUAUCUGAAGAUGAAAGAAAAUAUAAACCUUCAACAUCUCGAUCUAGAACAAGUGCAGAUUAUGCACUGGAUCUGCAAUAUUUUCUGAAAAAAAGAGCAGAAAGUGAUGAUACUAGUCAUAAACCAAGAAAGAAGGUGAUAGAUAUUCGCCUCAGUACGGCUGCUCAAUUUUUUGAGGAAGAGGAGACAGUGGAAGAAACAGUGACUACCGAAAGAAUUGCCAAACUUUUAAGAAAUGCAUCGUUAGAUGUAGAUGUGCAAAGUAAACUAAAAACUUUGCAACUUGUACAGAAAUUAAUUAUACAAAAAGAACCCAAACUUCUUGAUAAUUUUUUAGAUGAGGUUGUUAGUUUUCAGCAUGAUAAAAGUCCUGAAAUUCGUAUAUUUGUUCUGAAAUUCAUUGAAGAUGCUUGUAAAUUUGAUAUUCAAAUUCUUCCUAAAAUAGUGGGGAACAUGAAAAUUUUGCUAGAUGAUACCACGAUAUUUGUUAAGAAAAAAGUUAUCCAAACAACAGCUAAAUUAUACAUCCUUACCAUUAAAUGGUUUUGUUCAGCCAAAAGUGUUGACGAAGUUAUGGAAGCAACAUGGGCAUGCAUGGCUCAACUGAAACGUAAUAUAUUUGCUCUACUUGAAUCUGACAAUGAAGGAAUUCGCGCUUUGGUUGUGAAAUUCAUGGAACGCAUAGUUAUCAUUCAAACUUUCAGAGACCAAUAUUCCCAAGAUGAAUUAUCGUUAGAUAAGAUUCCUGUCAUACUCAACAUUUUUAGACCUCGGAAAAUGGAAGAAGAAGCAAAGGUCAUUUUUCAACGUAUUGUAGAUCUUCAUUGCGCUUCGCAUGUUUCAAGUUUUAACUUAAUGACUUGCAUGCAAGUUUUAACUACCAUUACAAGAAAAAGGUUUGAAUUUUUUCCAAAAGUUUUGCAAGCAUUUGAAUCGUUGCAUGCAAAUUUACCACCUACUCUGAGUCAGUCUCAAGUAAGUAGUGUGCGCAAAAGUUUAAAAUUGCAGUUAUUUAUUCUAGUGAAACAUCCUGGAGCUGUAGAAUUUCACUCUCGUAUUUCAAUUAUGUUAUCUGAUUUGGGCGCAUCACCACAACAAAUCAAUAAAUGUUUUCCUUCUGUCGAGAAUACUAAGAAACGUGCUUUUUCGAGAGAUUUUGAUCGAGAUUGGGUUAAAAGAUCUAAACUUGGCGAUGAAUUCUUUAAUACAAAAGCAUCUGGUUCUUCAUCUAGAUCUGGAUCUAUGAAAAACAAAGCUAAAGAUACGGCAAUUGAUAUAACUGCUCAAGAUUUAGUGCCAAAACUUACACCCAUAAAUGUUGCCGAUUUGGUUCUUGUAAGUAUGUUAAGUCUGACACCUCAUCUUCCUACUCACUUUCGGUCAACCUAUACUCCUAUUGCUGCUGCUGGUACUGAACCGCAAGUUAAGCAUUUAUCACGCCUUUUAGCUACACAGCUGACCAUUGCUGGUCUUGGCAAAGGUGCAGAAGAAAUGAAAAUGCAAGCUCAUAAUGCAAAAUUGGAUUUGAGCGAUGACGAUGAUGAAUUUGCAUCUAAACAAAUUCAAACAGUUGUUGGUCAGACUGUAGAUCCCAGGCCUAAGAAGCAGGGUCUUGUUUUGAUGCCUAGUGGUGGACCUCCUACCAAAAGUAAUAAAUAUUCAAAAAAGUUGGACUUCGCAUCUGUGGCUAAGCCAUUUACAGACGAAGAAUCUGACAGGUUAAGUCGCGCAGCUUUCAAUCGAAUUUUAAAUGCUGAAAAAGCCAUUGCAAAGAGAGGUACUGCGUGUAUGCGAACAAAAAUUCUGACUUCUUUAGCUACUCAGUUCAGAGGUGAUUUCGCUACGGAUUUGAAGAAUCAUAUUUUAGAAAACCCUCGUAGUCGCUUAGAAUUAGCUUUCAGUUGGAUUUAUCAAGAGUAUUCUUCUUAUAAAGGAUUUGAAAGUUCUACGGAAAGACCCGUCGAGUUUUAUGAAGAGACAAUAGAUAAACUUGUAGGUGGAAUAUUGAAAACCGACGAUCCAAAUCGACUUGCAUUUAGUCGAUUUUUUGUCGAACCUCCUUUUAUUACUUCAGGUAUGGCGGAAUGUCUUAAGAAAAUAUGUAUCGAUGAAGCAGUUACAGAAAUUGGGAUUCAGCUAGCUAAAAACAUGACUAUUAGAAGACCAACAAAAAAACUAUUGUUUUUAGGAGUAAUAUGUGAUCUCACUCUUCAUGAAAAAGUUCAUAUUCGCUCCAAAGCUGUAUCUGCAGCUGUUGAAGUCUACGAAAAUGGGAGCAUGAGAUCAUUCAUUGAAGCUUUUGCAUUAAGGAGUUUAAAGUUUUUGCUUCAUGACGCUCCAUCACCCUCACAAUUCAUAUAUUUUACUCAACCCCCUCGUGCAUGGUCUGAAGAAUUAACAAAAUUAUGCUUACAAUUAUAUUUAGCUGUACUCCCUAUGAAUCAUAAGUUAAUUCAUGAUCUUGGAACUGUUUAUGUAGAGACUUCAGCUGAUAUUAAACGAACGAUUCUUCGAGCCUUGGAAACUCCAUUUAAAGGAAUGAGUAUGGAAUCUCCAGAGCUUCUUCGUUUUGUUGAGAAAUGUCCAAAAGGGGCAGAGACAAUAGUAACAAGAAUAAUUCAUAUUCUAACUGAUAAGGCUCCUCCUUCUGCUGAACUUGUUUCUCGUGUUCGUGAUUUAUAUCGGAAACGAGUACCUGAUGUGCGUUUUCUCAUUCCAAUCAUUAAUGGACUUACAAAAGCGGAAGUUAUAGCAGCAUUACCUGAACUAAUAAAAUUGAAUCCAACUGUUGUGAAGGAAGUUUUCCAUCGCCUUUUGGGAAGUAGUUUUCCUAGUCCUGUCACCCCUUCUGAACUUUUGGUCGCCCUGCAUAAAAUUGAACCAGAGAAAUGUAAUUUAAAAAUAGUAAUUAAAGCUACUUCAUUGUGUUUGGAAGAAAAGCAAGUAUACACUCAAGUUGUUCUUGCCAUGGUUCUGCAAGAGCUAAUGGAGAUAAAUCCGCUUCCUAUAUUGUUUAUGAGGACAGUUAUACAGUCUCUUACAAAUCAUCCACAUCUUUUAGGUUUCGUGACUAAUAUCUUGCAGCGUCUUAUUUUAAAGCAAGUUUGGAAUGAAAGGAGAAUAUGGGAAGGUUUCAUUAAAUGCUGCCAACGUACUAAACCACAAUCAUUUCAAGUACUUUUGCAAUUACCUGGUCCACAAUUACAAGAAGCUCUUGAUUCUUGCCCUGAUUUACGUGAUCCGCUAUGUCACUUUGUGCGAUCUUUCACUGAUCACCAGAAAAGUCAUGUUACCAAAGAAGUGCGAGCAGUUCUUGAAGGUUUCAGAAUUGAAAUGGGUCUAAAAGAUGAGUCAGAUUCCAUUUCAGAUAAGAAUUCUGACGAUGAUGAAUCACCAGGUGAGCCUAUGCCACCUGGAGAGGAACUUAUGCCACAUCUAGAUGAGCCUGUGCCACCUGGAGAGGAACUUUUGUCGCCUGGAGAGAUUUUGUCACCUGGAGAAAUUAUGUCUCCUGAAGAGGAGCUUAUGCCACCUGGUGAGGAGCUUAUGCCACCUGGAGAGGAAAUUAUGCCACCUGGAGAGGAGCACAUAUAGUUAAUUCUCAUGAAUUCAAAAUGUUCUGUAAAUAUAUUCCAUUAUCUGUAAUAUAGUGAAGUCAUAAUGCUUAUAUUUAAUUUGAAACUUGGCAGAUAUGAAGUUAUAUAAGUAUUGAUUAAGAGAUUAAUAUCUCGUCAUACAAAAUUCAUUAAACUGAGUAUUUUCUUUAUCUACUACUUACCUCUCGCAUUUUCAUGUUUUAAUUUAUUCUCUUGAGUAGAAUUCUCUAUUUUUAGGGUAUUUUUUGUUGUUAUUAUUGUUGUUUUGUGUCUUAUUAAGAUUUCUACCAUUUAUAGAAAAGUCAUGUUUUCUGUCCUGUUCUCUUGAAAAACUUGCAUUUUCAAAUCUGAAAUAAAUGGAUUUCCUUUUUUACUACAUUGUCCUGUUAAAAAUUAUUUUCUUUGUAUUAUAAGCCAUGUUUGAGACUUAAUUUUUUCCUCUUUUAAAUGGAAUAACUGGUGCAAAAAUUUCAGUUUGUUAUUUAAAGUUAUUAAUUCAUUCAAUAUGCAUCAUUUUCAGAAAGUGACCAUUAUUAGUUAAAAUCAAAAAUGCAUUAAUUUUGAUAAGCAGAAAAUAUUUUGAAGGUUUUUAAUGGAUAGUAUUUGUAGGGUGAUAAUUUACAAAUAAUGCUCAAUUUAGCGAAGUUGUUCUUUUGUGUCUGUGUGAUGUAAUUAGUUAUAUCUCUAUACAUCUCUUAAUUUGAAUACUAUGUUUCUCUUAUGAAUAUGUGUUAUACCUCUCUUAAUUUGAAUCAAUUUUUUUUCCCUUCUAGUUUUUUCCUACCUUUGGUACUUACCAUUAAGAUAUCCGAAAUUUUGUUGUAGUAAUAAUUUUCCACUUUUAACUUUUUAACUAUUCAGAAACAUAAAAUUCAUUCCAUAUUUAAAGCUGUUCUUUUCAAUAUAAUUGUUUUUGAUUUGAUAACUAUUUGAGCUCGUAUGUAUUAUGCAGUUUCCUAAACUACAAUGGCAAAUUACAGAAAAUGAGUCAAUUUGUCCUUUUUAAAAAUUUUUAUGGGAAACAAUACUUUUCAAAAACAAAUUUGAAGCAUUUCAAACAACUGCAUUAAACUGAGUUUUAAUUUACAAUUUGAUUCUGAGUUUUUUCCCACUAUAUAUAACAUUCACUUGGCAUAAUUAAAAGGCCUUGGUUAAUUUUAUAUUUCAUGUAGUUUUUUUAAUAUUCUAUUCAUUUGAUGCUGUAAGAGAGUUGAAUAUAAUGCUUUAUAAAAUAUUGAAUAUUCAUGCAUCUGUGUUAGAAUAUGCCUCUAGAUUUUAUCACAUGACUUUAAAUUGUAUUUCAAGCAUCACAAAAAGCAAAUACGGCUGUGAAACAACUGCUUAUUUGUUAUUUGAUGUUUAUCUUUUUUUUAUGGGAAAUAUUUGAUGUAGUAUUGCUGUGUAUUGUAGAUUUGCACUGUUUUUCUCUUUUAAAUGUACACUGUGUCAUUAGUUGAAUUGAAACAUGUAGAAAUAUUAAUACUUUAUGUGAUAAGAUGUAUUAAUGCAGUGUUGUCAUAAAAUGUGUAUAAAACCAUAUUCAUCUGUUUUUAAUUUUUGAAUUUUUAUCCAUGUCUAGUGGAAAAAUUGUGAAACUGGAGAAAUAUUUCUCAAUUGGAAUAAAGCUAAAAUUGUUUAUUAAAAAAGUAAGACUUGAGAUUACCUGCUACCAAAUAAAAGGGGGAAAAAGUUUCCUCUCUUUCUUGAUUGAGAGAAAAUGUUAAUGCUGAGUCUAGUAAAAAAAGUGGUUGGAUGUUUUACUUAAAAUUGUACAUGAAUGCUUUUAGUUGUUCCAUCAAGUUUAUUUAAUGAACUAAAUUAGGAAUUCAUCAAAAUAUCGUAUUUUUAUGAAGAAAAGAAAUUUUGUCUUAAUCACAUUCAAAAUUGAAUGAGGGAAAGAAUCUGUGCAAUGUCUCAUCUGUAUUAUAAUUUGAUAAACAUAUGGGUUUUAGUAAAAAAAAAAAAAUUGCUAAAUGUCAUGUUUAUUAAUGAUCAUAAUAUUUAUUUUCUCUUUUGUAAUAUUUUAAUUGUUUUAUUAAUUGCAAUAAGUAAAACUUAUUGGCUUUACUUUGCAAACUUAAUUUUUUUAAAAAUUGAGUCAAAUGAUGAAAUUUUAUUAAUUUUUAUUUCAUAUGGUUAUCUUGUUUGCUGCAUUGUACAUUGUAAACUAAUUUAAUAAUGUAACUUUUAAAGUAGCCAUAAUAUUGUAAUUAGCUUUUAAACAUAUUGCUACAAAGAAACUUUGUUGAUUGGUGUAAUAUUAAUAUGAUUUCCUGGAAAUAUGCAAGAAAGAGUUCAUACAAUGUAACCAUCAUCCACUUAGUAUUUUAGCCUCUCUUGCAUGUUGUUGUGUGUAUUAAGCCUUUGCUGCAAAUUUUGCAAUCCUAUUCCGCAGCUCUGAAUGGACCUACUUUUGAUGUUCUAAUCAAGACAAGAAAUGUUUUAUUCAAAUUUCAAAUAAUUUCUGUUUGAUUGUACAGGCUUAUUUUGACAAUUUGUCAAAAUACGAAAAAUUAAAGUAAAAUAUGAAUAUUCUCUUUUGAUUUAUAUUUCCAAAUUCUGAAAUUUAUUUUAUUAUUUACAUAAAUUUUAUUUUUAUUCGAUUAGAAAUAUUUCUACUUAUCUAAUAUACAAAAAAAAAAAAAAAAUGUCAUGUUUCUACUCCGUAGGCAGAAAGUUACAUUGGAAAAAUAGCUUGGUAUAACAUUUCAGCAGUCAGUUUAUUGCACUACUGGGUUGCCACUAUACAGUCGUUGUGCAAUACUGUUUCAGUUGGUUCAUCAUGUAGUGUGAAAUUCUGUUACAAGAUAUGUAAAGCAGUUUCCUCAAAUAUGUUGCCGGUUGGUUGUGUAUGGUUCACUGGUGCAAUAACCACAUUUAUCCGUACUGCACCAGUCAAAUCGUAAAAGUAGAAUAUAUUUUUAAAAAAAACACACACACACAUUUAUUAAAAUAUAAAAGCAAGGGUAUCAAGAUAAAAUCUCAUAAGCUGUGAUAAUGAAAAUAAAAGGUGACUUCAACAUUUUAUGAUUCAUACAAAUUCGAAAAUCUGAUGCAAUGUAGAAAUAUAAAAAAGAGAAACGUUAAAUACUAACAGGAAAGAAGUGCUCAGUGCAAGAAAGAGCCAAUCACUUUUAAGAAUUUAAAAAUAUUUGGGUGGCAUUUUUCAUCCAAAUAUUUUUAAUGAUAACUCGUAUUCCUUCCUCGUCUUAUAAUGUUAAAGGACACGAAUUAAAAAAAACACAAUAAGAAUUAAAAGCAGGACAUUCUAUUUAAAUAUGAAGAAUAAUAAAAUGAACUUGACAUUUGUUGCAUGUAGCCGUAUUUUCGUCAAACAUGUGGGUGAAGCAAGUGUGUCAUUUUGACACGAAUAUCUUGGUUCAGUGGACCAACAGCAACAUAUGGGUGAAUGACAUGCCACUUUCGAAGCAUAUGUAGGACACAAGCAUUGUAAAAGUUCCUAGAAAUUUACGUCGAAGCUUUGAGACAUUUUGUUAUUAAAUUUCCAUAUAUUACUAAUAUUCUUUCAGUUGAAUCUAUUCUAUCUUUGCAUUUUCAGAGACAUUGCUUUUAGUGGAGGAAUAAUCAUUAUGUAAUGGCUCAACAUGAUUAGAAUUUUUUUUUAGUAUUGAAUGGUUUCAUAUGUUAUUAGA
Messenger RNA from Argiope bruennichi, 8548 nucleotides. RefSeq names its product symplekin-like. The annotation marks the transcript as partial. Gene Ontology annotation, cellular component: microtubule; mRNA cleavage and polyadenylation specificity factor complex. The record is from RefSeq and is a predicted model, not a curated record. Gene Ontology annotation, biological process: microtubule cytoskeleton organization. Gene Ontology annotation, molecular function: microtubule binding; calmodulin binding. The transcript is spliced from 2 exons. Lineage: Eukaryota; Metazoa; Arthropoda; Arachnida; Araneae; Araneidae.